Phragmites australis (common reed) is the source of this 1314-nucleotide messenger RNA. RefSeq lists its product as uncharacterized. The coding region runs from base 101 to 934 and encodes 277 amino acids. Gene Ontology annotation, cellular component: cytoplasm. Gene Ontology annotation, biological process: protein ubiquitination. Lineage: Eukaryota; Viridiplantae; Streptophyta; Magnoliopsida; Poales; Poaceae. The transcript has a single exon. Gene Ontology annotation, molecular function: ubiquitin protein ligase activity. The record is from RefSeq and is a predicted model, not a curated record.
UCGAUUAUUAGGCUUGUGCCAAACUGCCUCUAUAAUAGCAAGGGGCUCCCGAAACGCUCCCCAGGGCGCGAUUCUUUUCGUCCCCUCUCGCAUCUCAUCCAUGACUUCCUCAUCUCUUCUCCCGCGAUUCGCCGCGGACGAGAUCCGCCGAACCCUAGAGGCCUCCUCCUCCUCCGCGUCCUAUUUCUCCGACGACUCCUUCGUCCCCGUCUUCCGCCCGGAUCCCUCGGCCUCCUCCGCUUCGGCUUCGGCUUCGGUGGCGGCCACUGCGGCCGACCGCGUCCGUAGCCUGUUCCACUCCGUGGAUGUCACCCUCUUCGGCGAUGCCCUCUUCACGCCCGUGAUCGAGCACCUCGGGUUCACCGAGGACGCGGACGACGACGGAGAUCUUACCUCCAUCUGCUGGGACUGCCUCGAGCUGGAGGACGCCGAGCCAGAUCUGCCGUUCGUGGCCUCCACCGCGGCGGACGAGUUCGAGUGGGAGGAGGUCGCGUCCGCGUCCGGUCCCGGCGGGGAGCCAACGGAGCCCGAGUGGGAGGUGCUCGGAGACGUGCCGCCGCCGGCCACCGCGGCCGACGCCGAGGAGGGGUUCGUGUACACCUCCGAUCGGGAGGCGUACGAGGUGCUCGUCGCCGGCGGGGAGGGUCUAUUCCUGAAGAACAAGCCGCGGGCGGCCAGAUCCGCCGUCGAGGCGCUCCCUUCUUCUGUUGUCGGCGCUGGUGAAGAAGGUGAGGGGGAGGAGUGCGCGGUGUGCAGGGACGGGGUUGCGGCCGGGCAGCGCGUGAAGAGGCUGCCUUGCUCGCACCUGUACCACGAGGAGUGCAUCGUGCCGUGGCUCCAGGUGCGCAACUCGUGCCCUCUCUGCCGCUUCGAGCUACCCACCGACGAUCCAGAGUACGAGACCUGGAAGGCCGGGCGAGCCGUGGCUGCCUGAAUGGACUGCGCGGUAACGGCAAGCUCUACUCGUAUGGUUUUAUAGAGUUGUGUGGUUUGAUUUGGAAUCGGUCGCUAUAAUUACAACGUUGUUACUCGGUUGGAUGAAAGAUAGCAUAGAGGUAGCUGCAGAGAUGGUUUUGCGCGUUCUGAUUGGUUUCCUUUUUUCUUCCAAAAUGGAUCCUAUGUUGUCUAAAUGUCAGAGAGUUUACAUACAUUAGUUACUAUAUACUGAUGUAUCUAUUCUAAAUUCAGAGAGAGUAGCUGUAUAUCCUGUUGCACCGGAUGAUUCUGUUGUUGGAUAUUCUGGGGAAAUGUUUGGCAUAUGGUGUUUGGUUGCGAUUCCCUGUUAAGUUAUAACAUGGAAUCAUAUUUCUGUCA